CCUUUCUUGUAGUAUAAAAGAAAAAAACCAAGCUCUGCUUGUAGAUUAAUGGCAGGACAAUACAGCUACUACUAAAAGCUCCAAAUUGUAGGAGUGGCACAAAUGUCCUAAAGAACAAACAAUGGUGCCUCAAUUUCUUCGUUUCAUUCCCUCUUUCUCUCGUAGCCUUUCUUUUUCCCCUUUGUGCAAACCCCAGAAUGGAAAUGCUUGGAGAAGGAUGUUGAGUGCUUAUGCAUCUUCAGCAGAAGGUGAAUUUGAUGAAAUCCAAGAUGACACCAGAGCAUCAGAGAAAGCAACUGCACUGCAUUCAGCCCUCUCACAGCUUGAAGGCGAUUUUUGCAAAGAAUCAAUGUUGUCGUUGCAGCGAUUCUUUGGUGCUAGACGUGCUCCUGUAAUACCUACUGGCUCAUUGAGGCUUGAUCUAGCACUUGGGGUUGGAGGACUACCCAAGGGAAGAAUUGUUGAAAUUUAUGGACAAGAAGCAUCUGGGAAGACAACACUUGCCCUUCAUGUAAUUAGAGAGGCUCAAAAGCUUGGAGGUUAUUGUGCAUAUCUGGAUGUCGAAAACGGAAUGAACCCCUCCAUUGCCGAAGCAAUAGGGGUUAAUGUAGAAAAUCUCCUUGUUUCACAGCCAGAUUCUGCUGAGAAUUUGCUGAGUAUUGUCAAUACCCUGACAAAAAGUGGAUCCAUGGAUGUAAUCGUGGUCGAUAGUGUGGCAGCUCUUGUUCCCCAACUUGAGCUUGAUGCUACUUUAUGUGACUCUCAUAAAGGCUUGCAAUCAAAGAUUAUGACACAAGCACUACGUAAAAUUCAUUAUUCGUUAUGCAACUCUAGCACAAUAAUUAUAUUCAUUAAUCAGGUAAGAAGAUCUGACAAAGGAUUAGUUCGAGGCUCUGGGCGUAUGGACGAAGUAACUUGUGGUGGAAAUGCUUUGCCUUUUUAUGCUGCCAUACGGCUUAAAACGAUUAGAAAACAAUUGCUUACAACUAGGGAAAAGAUUACUGGUCUUGGGAUCUGUGUAAAAGUGGUUAAAAAUAAGCUAGCUCCUGCAGCAACAGAAGCUGAACUGAGGAUACAGUACGGAAGAGGCUUUUGCAUCGAGUCUGAGGUUUUGGAAUUGGCUUGUGAACGUGAAGUCAUUCUGAAAGGAGGAGGAAGCUACUUCAUAGAUGGACAGGUUUUAAAUAGUAGACAGGAUGCUGAAGAUUAUCUAGCUUCCAAUGGUGACAUUUUAGACAAGAUAGUCGAAACUUUAAGAAAUCAGCUAUUUGUGAAAAAUAAUGGAGGUAAAAAAGCUGAUUAGAUAAUCAUUUUCUGGUUCAAAUCAACUCCAAGAUGCUUAUAUACUUCCUCUGGUACUAUCGGAAAAGCAUUCUUAUACUUAAGACAGACUCCUCUUGAUGGUGGACAUACAAAUCUUCCGGCUUUGGCGAUUGCAAGGAAUGGUUCGAGCAAAUGGUCAAGUAAAUUUUAUCUGGUUUCGAGAUGUUAGAUCAGCAGAGUUGCUCCUGGAAUUGUUUAUCAUUAAUGCAAAACAUACAGGAGGGCUGCUUCUACUCUGUAUAGAUGUCAUCAUCAUGGAUCAGACAUUUCCGACUAUCUCAAACUCUUAUGUGGCAGCUCGAGCAUUACAAUUAGUAUUUCUUGUCAAUUGUCAUUAUCUUGCUGAUGGCCUUCUGUUCCAAAAGUUUACAAAUUUGUAGUAUGCGAUAUCUGUCAAGCUUAGCUGAGUGUUAUUUUGUUACAUUGAUUGUACCAGACUUUUUAAGCCCAUUGAAAUGAGGAGCUUACUUCUUGUUUCUUUCUAA
Messenger RNA from Lycium barbarum (goji berry), 1808 nucleotides. RefSeq names its product DNA repair protein recA homolog 2, mitochondrial. Gene Ontology annotation, molecular function: ATP binding; ATP-dependent DNA damage sensor activity; ATP hydrolysis activity. The coding region runs from base 122 to 1303 and encodes 393 amino acids. The record is from RefSeq and is a predicted model, not a curated record. NCBI's taxonomy places the organism in Eukaryota, Viridiplantae, Streptophyta, Magnoliopsida, Solanales, Solanaceae. The transcript is spliced from 8 exons. Gene Ontology annotation, biological process: DNA repair.